CAUUCGUUUGCUGGAGUCGGAGCGCGCUGCGGGGCGACACUGCACCGCCAAGGAGGACGCACAAGCACGGUAGAGGGGGGACUAGAGAAAAGGGAAAAAAGACAGAGAAGGUAGCGCACAGGGGAGACUCAUAGCCUACCCCCUCAUUUGAAUACUGGAAGAAAAUAUAACAUUGUCGGACCUUUAGACAUAAGAAGACAACGAGGCGGAAAAACCCAGGCGAUUAUAUUUUAGCCAGCACGGCGGGGAAACAAUGAAGGAUCGUACACAAGAACUACGAAGUGCUAAGGACAGCGAUGAUGAUGAAGAAGUUGUCCAGGUUGAUCGGGAUCACUUCAUGGAUGAGUUCUUCGAACAGGUGGAAGAGAUCCGAGUCUGUAUAGAUAAGCUGUCAGAAGAUGUGGAGCAGGUCAAGAAGCAGCAUAGCGCCAUCCUGGCAGCGCCCAACCCUGACGAAAAGACCAAGCAGGAGUUGGAGGACCUCACAGCUGACAUCAAGAAGACAGCCAAUAAAGUUCGCUCAAAAUUAAAAGCAAUCGAGCAGAGCAUUGAGCAGGAGGAGGGGCUGAACAGAUCAUCUGCAGACCUGCGAAUUCGUAAGACACAGCACUCGACGCUGUCACGCAAGUUUGUAGAGGUGAUGACCGAGUACAACACCACGCAGUCCAAAUACAGGGACCGCUGCAAGGACCGUAUCCAGAGACAGCUGGAGAUCACUGGGAGAACAACCACCAACGAGGAGCUGGAGGAUAUGCUGGAGAGUGGCAAGCUUGCCAUUUUCACCGAUGACAUCAAGAUGGACUCUCAGAUAGACAAGCAAGCCCUGAAUGAGAUUGAGACCCGACACACUGAGAUCAUCAAGCUGGAGAACAGCAUCCGUGAGCUGCACGACAUGUUUGUGGACAUGGCCAUGCUGGUCGAGAGCCAGGGCGAGAUGAUUGACAGAAUUGAGUACAACGUGGAGCACUCCGUAGACUUUGUGGAGCGGGCGGUGUCUGACACCAAGAAGGCUGUCAAAUACCAGAGCCAGGCUCGCAAGAAGAAGCUCAUGAUCAUCGUCUGCUGUACUAUUCUGGGAGUCGUCUUGGCGUCCACUAUCGGCGGAUACCUGGGCUUUUAAUGACGACGACAACGAUGAAAGACGGCCACAAGAGAAAAAAAAACACAGAGAGAAAAAUAUCAUAUACAAUAUCAGAUAAGGAAAACGUUCUAAAAGUGGUUGGGUGGGGUUGAAAAAACAAAGACAAAAAAAAUACGACAAUAAACAUACAAAUAAACAUAAUAUUUGCAAUGUACAUGUAAAUGUAUUGAACAUAAGAAACAGCACAUGGGUUAGCUACCUGGAAAGAAAUAUGACGUAAAAUAUUUUUUUUGGAACGUUUCAUUCUUUUUUGGGGGAUCUCCAGGACAGUGCCAAUGACUGCUAAAUUGUGUGUUGUUCCAGCAAAGGUAGUUUACUUGGAAUGUGAUUUUAGAACAUAAUGCACAAAACUGUAGAAGGGAAUUGGGAUGAUCGGUGUACCUUAUUUCAUAGAUACAAUAAUCACGUUUCGUUGGGAGACACUGACUUUGGUUUUGGUCUUUUAGAGACUUCUCAUGGGUUGAUUAUUCCUGUCAAUCAGGUUAAACAGCCAGUCAAAUUAGUGUAGUCAACUUGAGUAACCUGCCAAUGGGCUAAUCAAAUCUCCUAGAUAAGGCAUUCAUUUGCAACAAUGUCUUUUACUUCGACCAAUAGGGACAGGAGCUUACACCCAUGGAGCUGUUACAACGGCAGAUGAAAGGCGUGGCACUGCAGUAGAAGGUUUAAGAAAAACAACUGACAGUUUGCAGGUGCCCCAUCAAAGCCCUUCUCUGCUCUUAUCCAUACAGUAGGAGCAUGGAGUGAGGAAUGUCUCAGGGUCUUCAGCUAAUUCGAUAUGUCUGUGGCAGAAACCAAAUUCAGAGAGACAGAUUAGAGAGGUGAGACAGGAGGGGGGGGGGGUAAACCGACGGUCGAAACGAUGCAGUUUUGACAAAGAAAGCCGAUCAGCUCGAGUUUUCCCAAGGAUGUUAAAAGAGAACAGACAGAGUAAAGAUACACCAGAGAGGGAAGGACGAGGAGGUGGUGAAAGAAAGAGAGACCUAUAGCCGUCACGCCUGUUCUACAGAUUUUGCAAAAAAAUUGGAACAUGUUAAAAAGUCAAGAUGAAAAUUGAACAACGGAAUCUCAAAACUUGAAAUGCUGGCUAGCCCUGGUGUCGAGUCUCAUGUCUUGCUUUGGAAGUGGUUAGUUCUACUGUGGUCGUGUAGUGUGUGACGUGUCCUGUGACAAAUAGUCUGGCCUCAUAUUUCCAAUAAUGGACCUUUAGCUAUAUUUAGCAUUUUGCAGUUUGCUUUAUUUUAAAAACAUAUAAGCAAAUGGGUACUUUGAAUGGAACAAGUUUGUGUGCCCCUCUAUGUGAAAUUGUAUUUUUUACUAAGCAAAGAUAUAAUCUUAAAAAACACGCAACUAUAGAAUCGAUUCAUAAAACAUGUUAGGUAUUGAUAAUCUAUCAAUCGGUAGGUCAUGUUGAGUUUUAAGGGUUUUAACCCUCCGCUUCAGUUGUUUGGGUGCCAUUUCAUAAAGAUGGGCGUUUCCCUCUUAAUAGCCCAUUGGUGGUGCUGAACUAGUACCAGUUCAGAAUGACAAGGUCAGGAGAGAAUACUGUGCUCUAUGAUUGCACAAUCUACAAACCAAUGCCAUUUGAGUUCAGGCUAAGAACAGAUAUGAAUGCUGCUACAUUUAUCUGAAGGAGACAACUCUACCUUGCCAAGGAAAUAUGCAUGGCAACAUGACACGGAUGUCACAGUGACUCUGUUGAAGCCAGCGCUGUAAUGUCGCAGAUUAAGAUCCAAACUGCGGGAAUGACUGGAUCAAAAUCAUGACUCGUGAGCCUCUUGCCCUCGAAGUCCCAAUUCCCUGGCAUGCGUUGAUGGUGUUGGCCCCCGACUAGAUGAACUGAAGCGUUCUGACUGUUUGGGGUCACCUUCAUGGAAUAGUGUCCCAGUGUAGUUCAUAUGACAAGGCCUUAUACCCCCUGUGUUCUAGAUUGGACAUGGACCUAAUCAGAGUGUAGAAUAUACUCUAUGAUCAAUAGAUAUUGAAAAAAAGCAACAACCUUAUUACUGGUAUAUUGAUUUGAUUAUAGCCAAUUUAAAGAGUAACCCAAUUAUCCUUUGACGUUAGCUUCCUAUAUGUAGGAACGUCAUAGGAUAUAAGUUGUAGCCUGGCGGUUAAGAGCGUUGGGCCAGCAACUGAAAGGUUGCUGGUUCAAAUACCUGAGCUGACUGGGUGAACAAUCUGUUUAUGUGCCCUUGAGCAAGGGCACUUAACCCUAAUUACUCCUGUACUACCCUCUGGAUAAGAGUGUCAGCUAAAUGACUUAAAUGUAAGUCAGAAGUUGUACUUUUCUUCAUUUCAAGUGCCCAAGCAGACUAUGUUGGCCACUACAAGAUGAAACUGUGUUUUCUUGUAAUUGAUACUUUGACUGUAUAUGUAAUAAUUGUAAGGAAAAAACAAUAUGUUGUCAAAUGUUUUCUUAAAAUACUAAUUUUGUGUUGAAUAUGUCCUUAAUAUUGUAUAUUCAAAGGGAGGAGCCAGCUUUCAGUUUUCUGAACUAUGGAAAUGUAGCUAAAUUCAACAUUUCCAAAUGCCAAAAGUGACUCUGUUCAGUGUAAAACCAAAGGCAGAUGAUUUUACUUCACGGGUGCCCCAACACAGAUAAUCACGUUAGAUUAACCUUCUGACACAGAAUAGUCUAUUAAUGCAAAUCUCACAGGACAUUGGAUAGGAUAUUUUAGAGUUAGACCUAAUUCAUCUUACCUAUUGGCUGCUACAAAAUCAAUACACACCCACUCACCCUUCACAGUUACAUGGUCAUUCCCCUGUCAUUGUCAUCAGCGAGGAACGUUAUUUUCUAAGUCAUCGGUUUCUUGGUGAAUUUCUAAGCCAAGUGGUCCUAUGAUGGUCAUCCCUGACUGACUGUCAUUCAACUGUCUCUGUUGUUGUCCAAACUUUAAACUAUAGUAACUACAUUAAAGUUAUGUUCCACUUUCAGCUCAGCGGCCAACCAAAUCAUGUCCCUUUCAAGUGCUAAGUAGUAGUUAGCUGAUGCUUUGUGCUAAGGCCCGCCAUAUCAUCAUAAGGACAAUACUUGCAAUAAAUAGGAAGCUGAAACCUUCAGUGAAAGGUUCAGUCAUUUCACAUAUCCAUGCAAAAGGCUCUUUGGUUCUGAGUGUGAAACAGUGGCCUUUGAUAGUGGGCUGUCCUUACAGAAUGGGAGUUUGCGUUGCUGACUUUUCCCAUGGACAACCACAUAACAUUGGGAGUUUGGCACUCACUUACAGCUUGGAACACAUUGAGCGAGAAACAACAACAAAAAUUGCCUCUAUUUUAACAUGAUUUAACUUCAGGACUAACCCAUGUCACUGUUUUCUACGUGCAUACCGGUAACCACUUUUGAGUUCUGUACAAUCUCGAUCACCACAUGAGACGUGAUAUUUCCCACCAUGACUUAAAGGCGCUUAUAUUACUUUGGUGAGCCUCUGAAGUCCAAUUUGUAUCUUUCCAUGGCAAGAACGUCUUUCUGCAGCAAGAGAUAUUGAGGGCAUAGGAAUGGCAAACGGGAAAUGUAGGUUAAUUCGACCAACAUCUCCACCCACAGAUCCAGGAGGGAAUCUGACUGUAGUCCUCAAGUCAUUCCAGCACUGGCCAGCAUGUUAUUUUUAAGCUUCUGUGUAUUUAAUGUGUCCAACCACUUACAUGUACAGUUAAAAUGGGGUUAUAUUGAUGUCGUUGUUUUUUAAAAGGAAUAUGGCUAGGGAGCCCUUAUUCUUUAAGGCAUGCAACUUUCGGCUUUGUGAGUUUGCAUGGUGAUUUCUGCUCUCGAUCAUGUGCGCACUUUACACUCUAUAAGAAAACACUGUCUAUCACAUUCACGGUUUAAUUUAUCGAUCGAUUAUUUCUAUUUACUCACUGGGGACGGGGUGAAGGCUUAUAGUUAUACCACUGCUGGUGUCUGUUUUAUUGCAAGUCUACAGAGACACCAUAUUUACAGUGGUACGUCCAGAGAGGUGAUCUACGUAUGUACGAGUGUGUGUAAACCUCUGGGUACUGUUUGGUGCAAAAUGUCCUCUCACCCUUCCUCCAGAGUACUGUAGUGUGCGGAUUUUCCCCACCAUGACAGAACCCCUAGUAGUAAUUCUGAUACAUUCCAUUCUGUACCCCUCUUUCUCUCCCACGGCAUCUAUCCCACGUUGCUCUGUGUGCUUCUAUGGUGGCGUAUGUGUCCUUUGUGAGGAAACGUUAAUCGUGAGUCUUUAAGCUGCGACUGCAACUUGUGAGCUCCUAGGCCUUGUGUGCAUGCCCCUCGUCCCUGGCACACACAAAAAAACGAUGGUGCGUGUGUGUGUUUGUGUGUGAGCAUGAACGUUUGUUUGUGUACAGUAUGUGUGUGCACGUCUGUGAUCGGCACAGAUCAGUUGCAUCACACAUUGAGCACGCGACUAGGCGUAAGGGCUGUUUGGGUUUAGCAGGUCCAUGGGUUGUAGCUGUUGAGUUCCAGUUUUAUGUUGAAAACAGAACAACAAAAAUACACUAUUUCUAUAUGUUACCAAAUUCAAACCAAAGCAUUUUGCCCCACGUGUUCUCAGUCACUUGAUAAAAGAGCACAAAGAAAGUAAAGUUUACAAAAAAAAUGCUUAUAAUAUAAUAAUAGGAAUCUAGAGUUAUCAUCCAGCUCAUUCCCCCUCCACUUCAAAUCAUUGUAUGGUGAUCUGUCAGCUAAUUGAUUCAAACGUUGGAAAUGACUUGUUGAAUAGACUUCACAAAUUGUCCUUUAAUCAUUCGUAGUUUGUAGUCUUCAUGGUUGCAACAGUGAGAAGAGAUGGAUAAUCAUAUGAUGUACAUGCAGUCCUCUGACACUUGAGUCCAAAGGAGACAACAGUGACUACUAUUAUUUCUGUAUAGUCUAUACACCUAUCUUUAUGCACACAAUAUCUACAUGUUUUUUUUGUUAUCCCCUCUUUACCACCCAAUUCAACGCCCACUUGCUUUGCUUUCUGUGUGCUGGCAACACACCUGAAUGGAGUGUACCCAGAUCAACUUUGGUGAAUAUAAGGGCACUGACCUGGAUGAACCAAAGUAUUCUAUGUUUCUAUUCCUGUAUUGUUUUGAAGUGAAAGAUGUGCCGGGUGUGCGGCAUAGGAAUGACGGUAAUGACCUGGCCAUCGAGCUUCUGUCAGUGCAAAGCCUUGUCAGUGCAGCCAUUGGAAAGACAAACGUUCUUCUGGAAAAGGGGUUUGAAUAUGGUCUUGAACUGCAAAUAUAACCCGUUAGAUCUUUCAAAACGAAAUAUCAUGUUUUAUAUUAUCAUGGUUCAUAUUUGGAGUUUCGCUGGCUAUAUAUAUGGGCACCCAUAAAUAUUUGCUUGUUGUAGCCACAAGAAAUCCAAGGCCCUAUGCAAUGGCCCCUGGCUUUAUCCUCACCGUUAUGUCAAUAUUCAAACUGCUUUCACAGAAGAGGUUCAUUUCAACAACCAACUAAGCCUUCUUCAGAGAUGCUCAUUUCUAUUGUGGCUUACUAAUGUGCUACUGUUAUUUGCCACGACGAAACCGUUUGUUGUUUUCUUUGCUUUAUGGUCCUAUUUUGGAAAAUACUCACCAUAUCUCACAACAGUAUUCCUUUGUAUCAGUGUUCUAAUUGGGAGCGGGGUUGGCGGUGUAGGAAUGGUGCCCCGAAAUUGUGACUUCAGAAAGUUGAUCAUUAUCUGAAUGGCUAACAGUAGGUUAACAGAAAACUGAAUAGAUAUUAAAUUAUAUUAUUAUAAUGAGAAGACAAACUGAGGGAGAAAGAAUGGCAAAAUGAUCAAAUGCUAAACUAAAAAAGUGAGUGAUUAUAUUAUAGCAAUGAUUUAAAGAAAUAAAGGAGUUAUGUUAACAAAAAUAAUAGUAGUAAUAUUGAAUGCUCGCAAUUUUGUCCAACUGAAAUGGAUCUUUGUGUCUUGUAAUUAUUGUAAAUACUUCAAAGAGAGAAAAAAUGACUUGCAUGUCCAUGUAUAAAACUACUGAGAAACUUGUUCCGGUCAAAGUUGUGAAGUAGUUCGAUCUCUGCCCUAUACCCACUGUCCACCCUCUUUGGACUGACUGUCUGUACAUAUAUGUUCUUUCAGUUUUAAUGUGUGUUUGGAGUGUUUGGACAAAAGAAAGAAUCAUUUGUGUGACCAACCAUAUCAGUCAAAAACCCACCCGUUUGAUUUCGUUCAGAGGCAUCCGUCUCUGAUGAAUAGUGCUUCCCUCCAUCCGUAGUAAGAAGGGAGUGGCAACGUACAUGUUGCCAUGUUGUCCUGGUUUCCUGCUUCCAGGCCAAAUAUGAACUCAAACACUCUCUUUGUCUCCAAUUAAUAGCUGGUAGUCAGCCAAAAACAGCCCUGUCAUUGUGAUUGGUAUUGUCUUGUAUAAUGACAAUGUCAACCUUGUCACUUGGAUUUGGGCUUCUUCUCAUGGGUCCAGGGUCUCUCAUCGCUGUGGAAAGUAUACUGUGGUGAAAGAAUAAGUCCUUCUCUUAAUUGAACCCGCCAUUACGUAGUGGUCAUGACAUUUAAAGUCAUUAAGCGCUCAUUUGUGUGAUCUUUAAUGUCUGGCAAGUGUUGCAACUCUCCUAUGUUCAUGGGAGAGAAAUAGGAGAGAAAAUUCUUUAUAUUGUCAAAAUUGUAAGAAGAAUUUCAAUUUUUGAAAUUAGUUAGGCUCUGCGUUGAGUUUUGUCCUCUUUUGUACUGAUAUCUUAGCGCGUCAGAUGCAAACAACUGAGUUUGAGAGGAUUUUGUCCCAAUUGUGAGAGCAACCCAAGGAGGUCUGGUCAUCCUUAAAGGGAAAGUUGUGGACCAUACUGAAAUAUUGGCCUGUGACAAUAUAGAAAUCCACUUUUAUGUGCAAUACAAAAGAAAAAGGGCUUUCUCUAACAUGCAGAAGUGAGACAAAAUUAUUCCAGACUUCGAUCAACCACAACACAGUUUUGGUUGCAGAUCGAAAGCCACAGUUGGUAGAAGUGAUUUGAAAUGUGUAACAACACAGGCAGGAGAGAACAACUCCAUCAUGUUCAGUGAAAGUCCCUUAGAGGGGGUUGUCAGGGUGGAAGAGAUCGAGCGAAACAAGAAAAUUAUACUGAGAGAGACUGAAAAAAAGAGGACAGUUGGAUCGUUUGCUGCAACUUUGACUGGAAAUGCAACUUGUGUCCCGUUUUUUUUGUGUGUGUGUAUGUGUGCGUACCGUAAUGUAAAAAACUAUCUGUCCCUCUCUCUCCCUCUCUUGUACUGCUGUUUGCUGUUCUGUUUAGUUAGUGUGAUGUGCCAGUAUUUCCUCUCCCCAGCCCUCUUGCUCUCUCUCUCUCCCUUUUCUCCAUGGAUCUUUAAGAUGACAACUCUAUGCAGAUGCUGUCUUUUAUAAGUGUGUCAAAUUUUAAUUUAAAAUAAAAAUGAUUAAAAAAACUAACCCGACAGACAUAUUGAAAUGAUAACAAAAAAUGAAUAAAGAAAAGGAUUGUUCAGUGUA
Molecule: messenger RNA, 8565 nt
Organism: Oncorhynchus masou masou (cherry salmon)
Lineage: Eukaryota; Metazoa; Chordata; Actinopteri; Salmoniformes; Salmonidae
Product: syntaxin-1B
Exons: 10
Coding region: 254-1120 (288 amino acids)
Biological process (GO): synaptic vesicle fusion to presynaptic active zone membrane; exocytic insertion of neurotransmitter receptor to postsynaptic membrane; intracellular protein transport
Cellular component (GO): synaptic vesicle; presynaptic active zone membrane; plasma membrane
Molecular function (GO): SNARE binding; SNAP receptor activity
Source: RefSeq, a predicted model, not a curated record